Messenger RNA from Miscanthus lutarioriparius, 870 nucleotides. Lineage: Eukaryota; Viridiplantae; Streptophyta; Magnoliopsida; Poales; Poaceae. The record is from the annotation of a GenBank genome assembly.
AUGGAGUUCCUGCAAGGGCAGAGGCUGGAGACCACGGUGGCCGUCGCGGUCGCCGUCGCCGCCGUCGCCGCCGGCGCCGCCUACCUCUUCCUCCGCAGUAGGAAGCCCAGGGGCUGCCUGGACCCCGAGAACUUCAAGGAGUUUAAACUUGUUGAGAAGAGGCAACUGAGUCAUAAUGUUGCCAAGUUCAAGUUUGCGCUUCCAACACCUACUUCUGCAUUGGGUCUUCCAAUCGGACAACAUAUAAGCUGCAGAGGACAGGAUGCUGCUGGCGAGGAAGUGAUCAAGCCUUAUACUCCAACUACUCUGGACUCUGAUCUUGGAUCAUUUGAGCUUGUUAUAAAGAUGUAUCCCCAAGGAAGAAUGUCUCAUCAUUUCCGUGAGAUGAAAGUUGGUGAUUAUCUGUCUGUGAAGGGACCUAAGGGCCGUUUCAAGUACCUACCUGGACAAGUGAGAGCAUUUGGAAUGAUAGCUGGAGGAUCAGGCAUUACUCCAAUGUUCCAAGUCACAGGGGCAAUUCUUGAGAACCCAAAAGACAAUACGAAAACUCCAUCGACUCUUAACCUGAUAGCAGUUAUAUACCUGUAUGUAGAAUGGUCUGGUUCAAUUGAUGAUGCCUAUUUGGAAGAGCUUGACAGUAUGGCCAAAAACUAUCCCGAUCGUUUCAAGAUCUACUAUGUCUUGUAUCAGCCUCCUGAAGUCUGGGACGGUGGUGUCGGGUUCGUGUCAAAGGAAAUGAUCCAGACUCAUUGCCCAGCGCCUGCUGCUGACAUUCAGGUAUUGCGAUGUGGCCCUCCUCCCGUGAACAAAGCCAUGGCUGCGCACCUGGACGAUCUCGGCUACACGAAGGAGAUGCAGUUCCAGUUCUGA